UGUUAGUACUGUGCAGCAGGAUCAGGAUGAAUGCACCGCCAAGAUUUGAGACAUUUCUCUUGUUUGAGGGAGAAAAAAAGAUUAUCAUAGAAAAAGACACUAAAGUUCCAAAUGCAGCUCUCUUCACUGUGAUGAAAGAGGACCACACUUUAGGAAACAUGCUCACAACGCAACUCCUAAAAGACCCACAAGUCCUGUUUGCAGGCUACAAGAUUCCUCAUCCAUUAGAACACAAGUUUGUGCUCAGGAUCCAGACAACACCAGACUACAGUCCUCAGGAAGCAUACACAAAUGCCAUCACAGAUCUCAUCAGUGAAGUCUCCUUGCUAGAGGAAAGGUUUAAGGAUGCAGUUAGAGAAAAGCAGGAAGGAGAAUAAUCUUAUCUCACUUAACUGGUAAAUUUCAUCAUCAUCAGUCAUCUGGACACCAUCAUCAUCAAAGCACUCAUCACACAAUCCAUUAUCCACAUCUUGAGGAACUAGGCUGGACUUGAGGAAGCAUUUCACUUCUCACCCAUUUGUGAUGACUGUGUCAUAUAUCAAAUUGAGUUCAGCAUAAGGGAAAAGCUGUAAGCAGGAUUGUGUUUUUUUUCUAGCAGUUCAUCCUGUGGGAUAUUAACCAUACUUGUGGUUUGGUGGUUAUGAUACGUCAAUCUGGAGUGUGCGGAAUAUGGAGCGGUACCAGAAUUUUUUUCAAAGUUAUUUUUUUUCUCAAGUAUAAUGAGAUUGAAUCAUGGUUUAUAUAGAUUUCCUUGAUACCCUGUAGUGAGCAGUUUAAAGUAAGUUCUGUAUUAACUCAUGCCCAGUGAGCUCUUUUAAAUAAAUUAUUAUUUCUGUAUGUACUCUAUAUUAGAAUUUUGUACAGAAAUUGUACAUCAAAUGGACAGAUUUAAGUCGUCAGGCCGACACCCCAAUGUUUGUAAAAUGAAAGUAGUCUUUUUAUUUUUUCAUCUUAAUUCAAUGGGAUUAAAAUAAGUUUUAAAUUUGUUUUAUUAGCAACAAAAUGUUUGUAAUGUUUCCUUUGUUGGUAAUUGACAAUCUUCAGAGGCAUUGAACUGACAUUCCAUAGCUUUUGGAAACAUACCACCUAUAAUAGGGUUUGCAGGAUCAUAAAUGAAACUGGCAAUGUAAAACAGUACUUCACAUUUAAAUUAUAUUUAUUAAUUUAAAUGGGUAUAAUAAAGAUGUAAAACACCAUAA
Lingula anatina is the source of this 1199-nucleotide messenger RNA. Its product is annotated as DNA-directed RNA polymerase II subunit RPB11. Gene Ontology annotation, cellular component: RNA polymerase II, core complex. Gene Ontology annotation, molecular function: protein dimerization activity; DNA binding. Gene Ontology annotation, biological process: transcription by RNA polymerase II. The record is from RefSeq and is a predicted model, not a curated record. NCBI's taxonomy places the organism in Eukaryota, Metazoa, Brachiopoda, Lingulata, Lingulida, Lingulidae.